GCAACAUCUCAAAUUAACAUUUUUAGUAUUGCUUCAAAAUGCAUCUAAACGUCAUCCUUGUUUUAUUAGUAGUACAAAAUUCCAAAAGUUUAAAUCUGAAAAGUUUAGAAUCACUAGGAAUCAGUGGUGAUUCUUACAUUAGCGAUAUAGCGGUGUAUUUCAACAGGGCAUUUUUGGCCAUCCCUCGGAACAUAUGCCAAAACAACAUAAGCAGCCCUACUUUGGUUGAACUACCAUGGAAAGAAUACAACGUUAUACUUAAAAGCAGAUUUAACAAACCUCUGGAUAAUCAACUUUGGGCCGAAUGCGACAAUUUGCAAAACGCCAUAUCGCUGGCCAAAGAGACCAUUAAAUCAAAAUUGUGGAUUUUGGACAAGGGCAACAAAUAUUGUCCAGCCAAAUUGAUGGCUUACAGUAUGCUCCAUAAUGUUUUUUUGGACAAUGACGUUAUUGAAUUGGCCAAGGUGCCUAAAAAUAGGCUUACUAGCUUAGUGAUUGAGAAAAAUAACAAAUUUGGCAAUCACAGGGCUUUUAUUGCAAAUGCUGGAGACAAUACAAUCCUAGCCUGCUACUUAAACCAAUUAGAUUGUAUGCAUGUUAAAUUGCUGCAUCAAUUUGCUCACAUUUCAUUGGAAUUUCUGAGUAUAAGUAAUUCAAAACUGUAUGUUACUGGCAGUAAGGAAUUGCAAAAUGAAAGUUCCAUAUCUAUAAACGCAAAAUUCCUAGGAGAAAAGCUUGGUAGUUCCAGUGGUUUACAAGCAGACUUAAAAGAUGGCUUAAUUUAUUAUCUCACUAGAGAUUAUGCUGUUGUUAGAUGGAUCAAUGGUGAAUCAAUGGAUGCUGAACAUCAUGACGUCUUAGCUCAAUCCUACAAACGCAUGCCGUACGUUUCGAGAUUAUUCAGUGAUCCUCAGGGAAGUGUUUACGCGUUGGUCAACCCUUUUAGUCCAGAAAAAUGUGUUAGAGAAUCCACAUUUGGAAAUGAUAGCAUUGAGGAUGAUAGUGUAUUAGAAAGAACUGUUAAGAUUAUAAAGUAUAAUUGGGUUUUGGAUAAAUUUUAUUAG
Messenger RNA from Ceutorhynchus assimilis (cabbage seed weevil), 1064 nucleotides. NCBI's taxonomy places the organism in Eukaryota, Metazoa, Arthropoda, Insecta, Coleoptera, Curculionidae. The record is from the annotation of a GenBank genome assembly.